Messenger RNA from Hibiscus syriacus, 1546 nucleotides. Its product is annotated as transcription factor UNE10-like. NCBI's taxonomy places the organism in Eukaryota, Viridiplantae, Streptophyta, Magnoliopsida, Malvales, Malvaceae. Gene Ontology annotation, cellular component: nucleus. Gene Ontology annotation, molecular function: protein dimerization activity. The coding region runs from base 173 to 1546 and encodes 457 amino acids. The transcript is spliced from 5 exons. The record is from RefSeq and is a predicted model, not a curated record.
UCCACCAUAAUAAAACCUAGGGAACCUCAUUUUACUAUUUUUCCUUUACCACUUGUGUCUUUAUGACUACAUUCUUGUCCGAGCCAUUAAAUUUGAGAAACAAAGCUCGAUGCACGUCAAAACCAAACGCAGCAAUUAGUUCCAGAAAAGAAAAGGAUAUAGUUUCUUUGAAAUGAGUCAGUGUGUUCCCAGUUUGGAUCUGGACGAUAAUCAUGCCACCGUCCGCCACUCCCUCCGCUCUAACUCCAACUCCACCUCCCCCGAUGUUCAUAUGUCGGACUAUGAAGUAGCGGAAUUAACAUGGGAAAAUGGUCAACUAGCCAUGCAUGGUUUAGGUUCGGCACGUGUUCCGGCUAAGCCCUUGAUUUCCAACGCUCCUUCUAAGUACAAUACUUGGGAUAAACCACAGGCUAAUGGCACUUUGGAGUCCAUAGUGAACCAAGCCAUUCGUCUUCCGUAUCUUAAGGUUUCUCUUCACGGCGGAGGGGAUGAAAUUGUACCCUGUUUAGACCAACGCAGUGCUGCGGCGGAUGCUUUGGUUCCUUGCUCGAAAAGGUCGCCCGAGGAUCAUCGGACCGUGGACAUGAUGGAAUCUAUACCGGAAGUCGGAGGAUCUCGCUUGGGGGGAUGCUCUACUAGGGUGGGAUCCUGCAGUGUGCAGGCCGGUACACGAGACGAUGAUGUACUCGUCACCGGGAAACGUACACGGGUGGCUGCGGGACGUGUUUCUGUAACACCGGAGUGGAGCGGCAAGGAACAAAGCGCCAGUGCCACGUUCGGAAGAGGUAGCCAAUACGUUACUUUUGAUACGUAUGAGAAAGAUUCGGACUUGGGCUUUACAUUUACUUCUAAUUCCCUUGGUUCCCUGGAAAACACAAGCUCUACAAAACCCUGUACCAGGGCCUCCACCAACACCGCUGAUGAUCAUGAUUCUGUUUGUCAUAGUACACCCCAGAGGGAGAGAAUGGAGGAGGACAAGAAGGAAACUGGGAAAUCUUCAGUUUCAAAUAAAAGAAGUAGAGCUGCUGCCAUCCAUAACCAGUCUGAACGUAAAAGAAGAGAUAAGAUAAACCAAAGGAUGAAGACGUUACAGAAGCUGGUUCCCAAUUCUAGCAAGACGGACAAAGCUUCAAUGCUCGACGAAGUGAUUGACUAUCUCAAACAACUGCAAGCACAAGUUCACAUGAUGAAUAGGAUGAACGUACCACCACCAAUGAUGUUGCCGAUGGCAAUGCAACAGCAACUCCAAAUGUCCAUGAUGGCUCCGGCGAUGAGGAUGGGUAUGGGUGUUAUGGAUAUGAACAGUAUCAUCCGUCCCAACAUCGCCGGCAUCUCGCCCAUUAUGCCUAAUCCUUUCAUGAACAUGACUUCUUGGGACGGCUCCGGUGAACGGUUACAACGAGCUGCCUCUGCUGCAAUGCCGGACCCUCUUUCCUUGUUCUUGGCGUGCCAAUCACAGGUACCAUUUGUUUUCCAUCAUUUUAAAAACAUCAUACCCCACAGAUAUGAUAUAAUGUAUGUAUCGUCUGUUUGGUGCAGCCGAUGA